Molecule: messenger RNA, 1617 nt
Organism: Sphaeroforma arctica JP610
Lineage: Eukaryota; Ichthyosporea; Ichthyophonida
Exons: 1
Coding region: 1-1617 (538 amino acids)
Cellular component (GO): membrane
Molecular function (GO): glycosyltransferase activity
Source: RefSeq, a predicted model, not a curated record
AUGCAGAGGGCAUCCCGAUCAACCAGUGCACUAAAUACGCUCGCAUACAAACCGCUGUCUAUAGUACCUCGGAAAGGCAAAUCGCUACGUGCUACAUUACAAUGGUGGGGGACGGUGGUGUUCAUCAUCGCCAUCAUGCCGGUGGUGUAUGUCGCCGUCAACUUGUACAUAUCACACCCCCGAUUUAGAAGCAAGUUAGGCUACACCGAACCUACGCCUGGUAAUUCAUAUCAAAUCAGUAUUUCUAAUAACUCCUCUAUCAAUGAUGAUAACAUAGUCAAACUGGCUGCGAUUAAAGCGUCAUCAACGAAGUUUGGCCCCAGGAAUAGUACACAUACGGUUCAACAGGUACUGAGGCAAGAUGUUAGAGGCAAACUUGCAGAAUUUACGAGCAAGACACAAAUCGCACCCGUAAACGCUCUGGAUGACCAUCAUCCAAACCGUACAUUACACACCAAGCAAGAGCAGCAUAGUGCACAAUAUACAUCACACACAGGAGUACCUGAUCUGUUGCCUUAUCCUCAAGGUAGGGAGGAUAAAGAUGCCUCAGAACGUAGUGUGUAUUAUAUCAAGCCUUUCAAUUCCGGCAAAGUAAACCAUAGAACAAAGCAGGUAACAGAGCUUGACACGUAUAAAAUAACCGUGGUGAUAUCAACAUUCAAACAGCCCGCGUGUCUUACCAAACAAUUGCGCAUUUGGUCCAAGUGUGACAUAGUGCAUUCCAUUCGUGUAAACUGGUUCGAAGGGAAUGAGGAUAUACCCUUCAACUGGCCGAAACUAGAUUCGAACGGUCCAAAAGUAAUACUAGACGAGCUACCCGACAAACUAUCGUACCGAUUUUGGCCCAGGCGGUUUGUGACAGAAGGUGUAUUCACUGUAGAUGUGGACACUUUCUAUAGUUGUACAGCACUAAAGGCGGCUUUCGCGUUGUGGAAGCUGCACCCAAAGUCAGCUGUCGGAUUUCACGCUCGACAACUAGAUCGACACCGUAAAGAACUGUGGUACGAGUCAUACUCGCAACCUUACCCACGGAACUCGUUAUUGAUUACUAAGGGAGGCAUACAGCACCGUGACGCUUACACACGAUUCUUCAUGGACUACUAUAGGACACAGAGGCUACAGGUAGACAAAUAUGUCACAGGAGAGGACUAUCUCAUGGCGUUUGUACAAGCUAUACACUUUGAUCCGAUUGUGAAGUUUGUGUGCGCGGGUGUGGCGCAUAGCUGCCACGCGGAAUGCAUGGAGGGCAAAGUGGGCAGUCUGGGCUCACGUACGAGUAGAUCGAGAAAGACAAUGCUUCGUAAGCUGUUUACAGAGUUUGGAGAUCCGUUCGUGACUCUAACUGGACCCGAGAAUAUGCUGAGACUUGAGGCCGAGCCCACGCCGCAAAGACCAAUGUGGGGAAUCAGGUGCUUUCUGGACUAUCUAAAUGAAAAAGAGGCGCCACAAGCGGACGACUGCCAGUCGAAGCCUAUGAGUGACAACAGCUAUAACUGCAUGCACUACUUUGACCCCGAUCAUGUGGAUGCAGAAGCUUGGUAUAAUGCUAUCAGUGGACCGGAUAUAUUUAUUCUGGCUGUGUAUAUCGGUUUGUACAUGAGCUAUCUCUCGAGUUGA